AAUUUGCUUUAAUGAGGCCGGGAUUUCACCCGAGGUGUGGAAGGGCUUAAAAAUUAGCAUUGUUUCCAAAAACAGCUGCUCUGCCCCUCUUCUGCCAGGGAAACAAGUUGCAGGGAUGCAGUGCUGAUUCAGAGGUGCGGGUGAGUCAGAGCUGGAGCUGUCAGUGUGUAACUCACCGUGAUCAGCUGCAGCUUCAGGAUCCAGGGAUUACCCCACAAAUGCGAUGGACAGCGCUCAGCCCGGCCCUCCCCCUACCCCCUUUCAGGAAAAAGAAGCUCACCUUACGUUAAUGGAGCUUUUCAAAUAGUUCAUCAGGUGGCAGAGCGUGUGGAGGCACUGGGGCAGUUUGUGAUGAAGACCAGGAGGACCCUGAAGGGCCAUGGAAACAAAGUUCUCUGCAUGGACUGGUGCAAAGACAAGAGAAGAAUUGUGAGCUCUUCCCAGGAUGGGAAGGUGAUCGUGUGGGAUUCCUUCACUACCAACAAAGAACACGCCGUGACGAUGCCCUGUACCUGGGUGAUGGCAUGUGCCUAUGCCCCUUCUGGAUGUGCCAUUGCUUGUGGUGGCCUGGACAACAAGUGUUCUGUGUACCCUCUGACAUUUGAAAAAAAUGAAAAUAUGGCUGCAAAGAAGAAAUCUGUUGCAAUGCACACGAACUACUUGUCUGCCUGCAGCUUCACUAACUCAGACAUGCAGAUCCUGACAGCAAGUGGAGAUGGAACUUGUGCUCUAUGGGAUGUUGAGAGUGGGCAGCUUCUACAAAGUUUCCACGGUCAUGGAGCUGAUGUCCUGUGCCUGGACCUAGCCCCUUCUGAAACGGGAAAUACAUUUGUCUCUGGGGGAUGUGACAAGAAAGCCAUGGUUUGGGACAUGCGGUCUGGACAGUGUGUGCAGUCAUUUGAAACCCACGAUUCAGAUAUCAACAGUGUCAGAUAUUAUCCAAGUGGAGAUGCUUUUGCCUCUGGUUCAGACGAUGCCACGUGUCGUUUAUAUGACCUUCGUGCAGACAGAGAAGUAGCAAUUUAUUCCAAAGAGAGCAUCAUUUUUGGAGCAUCCAGUGUGGACUUCUCUCUCAGUGGUCGCCUGCUGUUCGCAGGCUAUAACGAUUACACCAUCAAUGUGUGGGAUGUGCUGAAGGGCUCCCGUGUGUCCAUUCUGUUCGGACAUGAAAACCGUGUCAGCACGCUGCGGGUCUCUCCCGACGGGACCGCCUUCUGCUCGGGCUCCUGGGACCACACUCUCCGAAUCUGGGCGUAACCUGAGAUCCCGUAUGCAGAAUCAAAUGAAGACUGAAACCCUGGACUACAAAAACUGCAUAAAGAAGCCAUUCCUCAAAAUCAAAUAUUCACUACAGUCCAAAAGAGUGACACUCAACCCACAGAUUAACACAACUAGGUAGAAAAUGUAGUCUGCUUGAACACGUAGCAAACAUCAACUUGUAGUAAAAUGAAAUGUUUUAAUUUUUUUUUUGAAACUAUAUUCUUUUAUUAGAAUUAGUUUCAUUAUUUAUAAAGGGACUUUUCUCCAAAGUCACCUGUAUCAUAGGAUUGAGUAUUUCAGUGCACAUUAUGUAUUUAUUUGCAUGAAUUUAGUUCCUUUUUAAAGUUAAAAAAAAUGUCCUGAUUUUAUCGGGAUAUAGCGAAAGGCUUUGGAAACAUUCCGUAGUAGCAUAUUGAAUUUCAGUGUUGAAAAAUGGAAAGAGAAACAAUUCUGAUACUUUAUGAUGGUGUUAUGGAUGACUGAACCUUGGUGGUAAGUAGAGGAGCAAAGGACCUACUGUGAAGGUACUGGCUGCUGUCAUAGAAAUGUAUUUUUUGUACAGAAAAAAAAUCCCUUCAAUCCCUGUUUUUUCCUACUGUCUUUUUAGAUAGAAAUAAGUAUUUCGUCUCUGUUACCUGAAUAUAAAGAAUCUAAAUAUAUACAAACUUAUAAACAGCAAAGAGGAGGGAUAUAAACAUGAUUUACAUAAUCAUGAGGUAAUACUUAACCAGUAGUUUCUUAGAAAUUUUUAAUUGUAUCACUUGGUGAGUGAAUUUUCUUUUACUUAAAGAAAUACUACAUGCUAAGCACUAAGGGAUACUACACGCUAAGCAUUAAGCACCAUUAUACUGAUGGUCAAAUCUUUUCCAAGUCAGUCAGAGUCAUUCUAUGACCAUGAUUCUUAUUUGCAUUUUGAGCAGUUCAUACAACUUUGGCAAGGCAAUGUAGCUUAAAUGUAUUUUAAAGCAGUAUAUGCCCAUCUUAAGGUCCUUCUGCAAUGUCAGAGCAGUUGUAAGUUCAUGUGAAUACAGGUGAAAUCAUACAGUCCUUACUGUCACAGUCAUCUCCCACUGCCAUGGACAUGGUUUUGUCAUAGUUGGACUUGAGAGUGAAUAACAGUGAGCUGUUGAAAAUCUGCUGUGAGCCACAGUCCUGCCAGUGCUUGAUCCUGUGCUGACCAGAGCAUGUGACUCCAUCUGAUCCAGGAGUCACUGGUUUUCAGGAGAGCAGGACAGCUGGCCACACUGCUGGCAGCACCCAGCUCUCUGUGUGAGCAUGGGAAUGCCAUAAGGACUGGCAGGACCACCCCACACAGAAGUGAUGCUCUAGAAUCAAGAUUUAAUCAGAUUAAUUAAUUAUGGAACCAUUGUGAGAUUAUAUCUCCAUUCAUACAUGGAAAACUGUUGGGACCAGAGUGUGUCAGCUCUGCUCAUACCAACAGGUUCUGAGUCACACCUGAGCCAGGCACGAAGAGCUGGAGGAAUGCUGGGGGCUUGCACAGCCUGCCCUUUGAAAUGCAGGUGGUGAGGUACAGCCCUGAAUAUAGCAUAUUUAUAUGAUUUAUAUUUAGAUUGGAACAAGAGAAAACAAGCUUACUGGAAUGAACCUGUUUACAAGCUCACUGGUCACUGGAGUUUUAUGAUAACAUCCUCAUUCUAUUUGCAAGUGGUAUUUUUUAUAAUGAUAUAAAAAUCAUAUUAGAAACAAAGUCUCCUCAUCCAUGAAAACCUUAGGUUCUGUGAAUCCAUAACCAGUUUACCUAAGACACUGACAUUUAUACCAGCCUUCCAUCCCUAAUGGAAUAGGUCAGCUGUUUUCACUUGGAAAAGUCAACUCUGAUGCUUUGCAAUAUUUGUGGCAAACUAUCCCUGUAACAAACUGAAUGCACUAUGGAAAUGUCAUAUAGAACUCACUGUGCAAUAUUGAGUCAAUACACUGUACACAUUUGAUCAAAAGAUUAAUAUUAAUGUUUAGGUAGUAUUUAUUGGCAAGAUGUUUGUUUCAAACAUAAUACAUUGUGUUGAUACUUAUGAACAGCCUAAAUACAAUAAAUUGUAUUUUACAUAUUGAGAA
Molecule: messenger RNA, 3333 nt
Organism: Haemorhous mexicanus (house finch)
Lineage: Eukaryota; Metazoa; Chordata; Aves; Passeriformes; Fringillidae
Gene: GNB5
Product: G protein subunit beta 5
Exons: 11
Coding region: 352-1257 (301 amino acids)
Biological process (GO): G protein-coupled dopamine receptor signaling pathway; G protein-coupled receptor signaling pathway
Cellular component (GO): cytoplasm; heterotrimeric G-protein complex
Molecular function (GO): protein binding; signaling receptor complex adaptor activity
Source: RefSeq, a predicted model, not a curated record